This is a messenger RNA of Triticum urartu, 3574 nucleotides long. It is a transcript of the gene MMT, whose product is annotated as methionine S-methyltransferase. Gene Ontology annotation, biological process: biosynthetic process. The record is from RefSeq and is a predicted model, not a curated record. Gene Ontology annotation, molecular function: pyridoxal phosphate binding; methyltransferase activity. NCBI's taxonomy places the organism in Eukaryota, Viridiplantae, Streptophyta, Magnoliopsida, Poales, Poaceae.
AUAUAUAUCAUCAGUUCACACACCAACUAGCUACAGAGCCAGCCACACAUACGCCAACAGCUAAUCCCUUCUUCUUCCUUCCCGCGAUCGGUGAGCUCUGAUCGCCAUGGGCAGCGUCGCCGCCGCCGUGCAGGAUGACUCCACGUCGCCGUCGGAGCUGGAGGCGGCGUUCCUCGAGCGGUGCGCGGCGUCGGGCGACGCGGCCUACGGCGAGCUGAGGGAGCUGUUGUCCCGCCUCCACGACCCGGCCACGAGGCAGGAGGCCAGGAUCUUUCUCACCGGGCUCCGCCGCCGCUCCUGCUCCGACCCCGGCGGCGAGGAAGGAUUCUUCCGGCGGUACGGGUUCUGCGUCCGGGAGCUGCUGCUCCACGACUCACGCUGCGGCCUCCCCAUCACCACCCUCUCCUCAGGGUUCCAACAAAGAAAGAAGCUAACAAUGAUGGAGAUACCCAGCAUUUUUAUUCCAGAAGAUUGGUCAUUCACUUUCUAUGAGGGUCUCAAUCGGCACCCAGAUUCCAUCUUCAGGGAUAAGACAGUGGCAGAGCUGGGAUGUGGCAAUGGUUGGAUAUCCAUUGCACUUGCAGAGAAGUGGUGCCCUUCGAAGGUCUAUGGUUUGGAUAUAAACCCAAGAGCUAUCAAGAUUGCAUGGAUAAAUCUUUACUUGAAUGCACUAGACGAUGAUGGUCUCCCAAUCUACGACGCAGAGGGGAAAACAUUGCUUGACAGAGUUGAAUUCUAUGAAUCUGAUCUUCUUUCUUACUGUAGAGAUAACAAGAUAGAACUUGAUCGCAUUGUGGGAUGCAUACCACAGAUUCUUAACCCCAAUCCAGAGGCGAUGUCAAAGAUUGUAACUGAAAAUUCAAGUGAGGAGUUCUUGUACUCAUUGAGCAACUACUGUGCUCUUCAGGGCUUUGUUGAGGACCAAUUUGGCCUCGGGUUGAUUGCUCGUGCUGUUGAAGAAGGGAUAUCUGUGAUAAAGCCUAGUGGUCUUAUGGUAUUCAACAUGGGAGGCCGGCCAGGACAAGGUGUCUGUGAGCGCCUAUUUCUACGCCGUGGAUUUCGCAUCAAUAAGCUCUGGCAAACAAAAAUUAUGCAGGCUGCCGACACAGACAUCUCUGCUUUAGUUGAAAUUGAGAAAAAUAGCCGACAUCGAUUCGAGUUCUUUAUGGAUCUUGUUGGGGAUCAGCCUGUGUGUGCACGCACAGCAUGGGCAUACAUGAAAUCCGGUGGCCGCAUUUCACAUGCUUUGUCUGUGUAUAGCUGUCAACUUCGCCAGCCCAACCAGGUGAAGAAAAUAUUUGAGUUCCUUAAAGACGGAUUCCAUGAAGUCAGCAGCUCCCUCGAUUUGUCCUUCGAUGACGAUUCUGUUGCUGAUGAAAAAAUUCCUUUCCUAGCAUACCUAGCUAGUUUCUUGCAAGAGAACACAUCUAAUCCUUGUGAGCCUCCAGCUGGAUGUUUAAAUUUCCGGAAUCUUGUUGCUGGAUUUAUGAAGAGUUACCACCACAUCCCGUUAACUCCUGACAAUGUUGUUGUGUUCCCAUCCCGUGCUGUUGCUAUAGAAAAUGCUCUUCGAUUGUUCUCACCGGGACUUGCAAUUGUUGAUGAACACCUAACCAGACACUUGCCCAAGCAAUGGUUAACAUCUUUAGCAAUUGAGGAAAGUAACCAUGCUAAAGACACAGUAACUGUAAUAGAAGCACCACGCCAAUCAGAUCUGCUGAUUGAGUUGAUCAGGAAACUGAAGCCUCAGGUUGUUGUUACUGGCAUGGCUCAGUUUGAGGCUAUCACCAGUGCUGCUUUCGUGAACUUAUUAAGCGUAACGAAAGAUGUUGGUUCCCGAUUAUUACUAGAUAUUUCAGAACAUCUGGAAUUGUCUAGUCUGCCAAGCUCAAAUGGUGUAUUGAAAUAUCUUGCUGGGAAGACCCUGCCUUCACAUGCUGCUAUAUUGUGUGGCUUAGUAAAGAAUCAGGUUUAUUCUGAUCUGGAAGUUGCUUUUGCUAUUUCUGAAGAUCCAACUGUUUAUAAGGCGUUGUCACAGACUAUUGAGCUAUUGGAAGGACAUACUUCUGUGAUCAGCCAGCACUAUUAUGGUUGUCUUUUCCAUGAGCUGCUGGCAUUUCAAAUUGGUGACCGGCAUCCACAACAAGAGAGAGAACCUGCAGAAGCAAUCUCUAAGGAGAUGAUAGGGUUUUCAAGUUCAGCUAUGUCCACCCUAGAAGGAGCUGAGCUUUUCGUUCCUGGUUCCAAGGAAUCCGGUGUCAUACAUAUGGAUCUGGAUCGCAGCUUCUUGCCAGUACCUUCUGCAGUAAACGCCUCCAUUUUUGAAAGUUUUGUUCGUCAGAACAUCACUGAUUCUGAAACCGAUGUCCGUUCCAGCAUCCAGCAGCUGGUGAAAGAUAGCUAUGGUUUUGCAGCAGACAGUGGUUCUGAAAUUAUAUACGGGAACACCUGUCUUGCACUCUUCAACAAGCUUGUUCUUUGCUGCAUGCAAGAACAGGGCACCUUGCUUUUCCCCUUGGGCACCAACGGGCAUUAUGUCAACGCAGCAAAGUUUGUGAAUGCAACUACCUUGACUAUUCCAACAAAGGCAGAUUCAGGCUUCAAGAUCGAACCAAGUGCCCUAGCCGACACACUAGAGAAGGUGUCUCAGCCGUGGGUCUAUAUUUCUGGUCCCACAGUUAACCCUACUGGCUUUCUGUACAGUGAUGAUGAUAUAGCACAGUUGCUAUCUGUCUGUGCGAAAUACGGAGCUAGGGUACUGAUAGAUACCUCCUCCUCUGGUCUGGAGUUCCAAGCCACUGGCUGUAGCCAAUGGAAUUUGGAAAAAUGUCUUUCUCAUGUGAAGUCUUCAAAGCCCUCGUUCUCUGUUGUCCUGCUCGGAGAGCUGUCCUUUGAGCUGACCACGGCCGGGCUUGACUUUGGGUUUCUGAUCAUGAGCGACUCGUUCUUGGUUGACACAUUUUACAGUUUCCCAAGCUUGAGUCGACCACACAGCACGUUGAAGUACACUUUCAGGAAACUGUUGGGCCUUAAGAACCAGAAGGAUCAGCAUUUUUCUGAUCUCAUCGUUGAGCAGAAGGAGACGCUGAAGAAUCGUGCUGAUCACCUGAUCAAGACACUUGAGAGCUGUGGCUGGGACGCCACGGGCUGCCAUGGAGGCAUCUCGAUGCUGGCGAAGCCAACCGCCUACAUUGGCAAAUCGCUCAAGGUGGACGGCUUCGAGGGCAAGCUCGACGGCCACAACAUCAGGGAAGCCCUCCUGAGGUCCACUGGGCUGUGCAUAAGCAGCAGCGCCUGGACCGGGGUGCCAGACUACUGCCGGUUCAGCUUCGCUUUGGAGAGUAGCGAGUUCGACCGGGCGAUGGAGUGCAUCGCCCGGUUCAGGGAGCUGGUCCUGGGAGGCAGUCCUCAGGUGAAUGGUAGCAACUAGGAUUGUUGGGGUGGGUCAAAUGGGUGAAGAAAAACUGUAAAACCUGAAGAGAUGAGAUGUAACCAACUCUUAUCUUUCUUUACCUGUUUGAAAUACUUUGUUUCAAAUCGAAAUGGAAUAAAAACACGUAAUCUCUGAUGUAAA